AUGAUUUCGGUGGUUGCUACAAGCUCGUGGUCGCUGAUGUGGAUGCCAGUACUUUUGGCUGCUGUCCUUCAGGUGAUUGUAGUCAUCAAAAGACUAUUUUCUCCUCUGUCUCGAGUCCCGGGUCCCUUCAUCACGAAGAUUUCAUAUGUGCCCAUCUUCGCAUACGACCAACGCUCCAAACGCACAGCAUGGAUCCGACGACUUCACGACAAGUAUGGCCCUGUGGUUCGUGUUUCACCCACCGAAAUCUCUGUGGCAUCUGCCACGGGCAUUCGCGACAUUUUCGCGGGAUCGUCGAGUUCGGGAGGACCGUACCCUAAGUCUAAGACAUUCGAACUGUUCAAGCAUUUCGGUGCUCGUAACUCUUUCACCUCCAUUACCUCUGCUCAGCAUGGCUGGCGCCGAAAGGUGAUAGGGGCAAGCUAUUCGCAAAGUGCCGUUCUAGCGCGCGAGGCCGCAACAGGAAACAUUUGGCGUACCGCUGGGAAUUACAUCCACUAUAUUGGUCGCGCCGGCAUGCCCGCGGGAGGAAACUCUAUUGCCAAGUCUGUCGACAUUCAUACAGCCAACACCUUCUUCGCCGGCGAUAGUGUGUCAUCGUAUGUCUUGCUCGACGGUCUUCAGGCGCUGCUUGGCAAUGAGAAACACCAGCGACUCAUUGUCAACACGCAAGAGAAACCUGGAGACGUGCUCUCAUACUUCCACCAAGAAUAUCGAGAGUUUUUCAACUGGCUCAAUGCCAUCAAGAUCUUCGUUAGGGCGUGGGUGCCGGGGUUAGGUCCCCAGGUCUUGUCGGAGAGAACUCGGGUCGGCGACAAAGACCCCAAAAAGCUCAACUCCGUAUGGUAUGGUGGCACCGAGUACCGCGACUUCACGUACAAGAGCUAUCUGGAUGCCAAAAGCGAGCUCAAAUCGAACCCUCAGUCACUGGCUCGAGGUCCUAUCACACUGAAGCUGGCGAACAACGUCAUUACAGGAGAGCAAAUCCAGACCAGUAGGAAUCCUGUUGUCGAAGAUCCGAGCAUGAGGGGAUUUGAAAGCGAGGGGAACUUUCACAAGGACGCUGGUGCUGCCAGUGAAGCAAUGGAUCAUCUCAUUGCAGGACAAGACACGACAUCCGAGACACUCUCUCACGCAUUUCAAGCUCUUUCUAUGCUACAAAACAAGCCGAUCCAAGACAAACUUCGCGCGGAGAUUGCUACUCUGAAUCUCCCAACAGAACACGAUCAACCAUUGCAGUCCGAACAGCUAAGCCAUCUCAUGAGGGCACCAUACCUUGACGCGGUGAUCAAGGAGACACUACGUUUAUACCCACCCCACACAACGAACAUUCAACGCACCGUUCCUGCAGGCGGCCGUGUGCUCGAUGGACUUUAUUUGACUGGUGGUGCCAAGGUCGGAACUUCCGCCUAUGUCGUCCACAUGAACCGUGAGGUUUUUGGCCCCGACGUGGAAUCCUGGAAACCAGAGAGAUGGCUUCUCGAGGACAAAGACCAGGUCAGACAGAUGGAACAGACGCUGUGGGCAUUUGGUAGCGGCACAAGAGGAUGUGUUGGCAAACACCUUGCUAUGGUCGAAAUGAAAAUUCUGCUGUCGUCUCUGUACGGACGAUACACAACAAUACCGGAUCAACAGAGAGAGGUGCCCCUAGAAUCAAACCAUUUCAAGUUCCGCAGCACCAAUCGCGACUACUCUUAUUUCCCGAAUGCUGGUGGUCGGAUUGUGUUUGCGGAAGACAUCUAA
Capronia coronata CBS 617.96 is the source of this 1743-nucleotide messenger RNA. RefSeq lists its product as uncharacterized. The transcript is spliced from 4 exons. NCBI's taxonomy places the organism in Eukaryota, Fungi, Ascomycota, Eurotiomycetes, Chaetothyriales, Herpotrichiellaceae. Bases 1 to 1743 code for a protein of 580 amino acids. The record is from RefSeq and is a predicted model, not a curated record. Gene Ontology annotation, molecular function: oxidoreductase activity, acting on paired donors, with incorporation or reduction of molecular oxygen; iron ion binding; monooxygenase activity.